Messenger RNA from Botrytis sinoallii, 516 nucleotides. RefSeq lists its product as uncharacterized. Gene Ontology annotation, molecular function: oxidoreductase activity. Gene Ontology annotation, cellular component: cytosol. The transcript is spliced from 3 exons. The record is from RefSeq and is a predicted model, not a curated record. Bases 1 to 516 code for a protein of 171 amino acids. NCBI's taxonomy places the organism in Eukaryota, Fungi, Ascomycota, Leotiomycetes, Helotiales, Sclerotiniaceae.
AUGCUGGUCCUAGUCAAAGGUGUAGCACAAGCUCCAUCUAUCGCUGAAGAAGAUAUCAACAUCAUGUUCGCAACAAACGUAACUGGUCUUAUCAACAUGACUCAGGCUGUCCUCCCAAUUUUCAAAGCGAGACCAGAUGGUGGAAAGGGCGAUAUUAUAAACAUUGGCAGCAUUGCAGGAAGAGAACCAUACCAAGGAGGAAGUAUCUAUUGUGCCACUAAAGCAGCCAUUAGAAGUUUUGGAGAUUCGCUGAGAAGAGAAUUGAUCGCUACAAGAAUAAGAGUCAUUGAAAUCGAUCCUGGACAAGUCGAGACCGAAUUCAGUGUCGUUCGAUUUUACGGCGAUAAAAAGAAGGCAGAUGCUGUCUAUGCCGGAUGUGAACCAUUGACUCCGGAUGACAUCGCUGAAGUUAUUGUUUUUGCAGCCGGAAGAAGAGAGAAUGUCGUUCUUGCCGAUACUUUAAUUUUCCCCAAUCAUCAGGCUGGUGCUGGAGGUGCAAUGUAUAAGAAGAGCUAA